Molecule: messenger RNA, 558 nt
Organism: Paraglomus brasilianum
Lineage: Eukaryota; Fungi; Glomeromycota; Glomeromycetes; Paraglomerales; Paraglomeraceae
Source: the annotation of a GenBank genome assembly
AUGACGGGCGUUAAUAACCAAACAAAUUACGGAAGUUAUACGUACGGUAUUCCAUUAGAUCAAAUGUAUGUUGUGGACUCUAAUUAUACAAACAGUCCUCCAUUGGAUGACGUGCAUAGUAUGGACUCGAAUUAUGCAAACAGUCUUCCGUUGGUUGGUGGCGAGUUCAGUAACAACUAUUCCUAUCCGCUCUUCCAAGCGUCUACUCAGCCUACCAAUCAAGCUGCUUUUCUUUGGGAUGCCAAUAAUAACAUGUACACGGGGGGAAAUGAACAGUUGAAUGCCACGCCUUAUGAAUACGUCGAAAGCAAUGAAAACCAAGUCAACAAUUUAUAUUAUCCUCCCCCCAAUUCAUUAGUUCAAGCAUCGUCUAUUUCUGCUCUUUCCAACAAUUCUGGCAUGAUAACGAACGCUACAAAUCAUGGAUGCAUAGUAAUUGUCAUGAAGGCAGAUGCUAACCUGGAAAGAUUACUGUCCAUUAUUCAAUUAUGUGGGAGGGUGGAAAGAUUAUACGAUUGUCCUUCGUUUUUUAUAUAUCAGAUUUCCUGGUAUUGGUAA